AUGGACAAGGCUUUCGAAAAACAAAUCGGCAGAAACUUGGAAGUAUAUGUCGACGACUUAGUAAUCAAGAGCAGAGAGGAAAAGCAAAUGCUUGAAGACAUCGAAGAAACCUUCCAAAAACUAAGAGAAUACAACAUCAAGCUCAACCCCAAGAAAUGUUCGUUCGGGGUAGAAGAAGGCAAGUUCUUGGGGGUGGUGGUCACCGGGACGGUUUUAAAGCUAACCCGGAAAAGAUUCUUGGCAAGACACGCUGAGAGAUCUUUGCCAUUCUUAAAGACGUUGAAAGAUUGCCUUAACAAGAAAAACUUCAAGUGGACCAGUGAAGCGGAAGAGGCUUUACAAGAUAUGAAACAUUUCAUUGAAAAAAUACCAAUGUUGACAGCGCCAUACCCAGAAGAACUCUUAAAAAUAUACUUGGCGGCAGCUCACAAUGCGAAGAUAUUUUCAAGGGCACCGCGUACAAGUCAUAACAAAUUAUCCGCUACAACAAAUUUGCACAAUCCUGAAAUCUCAGGAAGGUUGGCCAAAUGGGCCAAAGAGUUGGGAGCCCUCGAUAUUGAAUAUCGAAAGCGAACAGCCAUUAAGGGACAAGUGAUCGCUGAUUUCUUGGCUGAGAUUCCCGGGGGAGAAGUAAUACAAGACCCCGCGGUUCAAGACAUCUCAGAGUCCAGCACAGCCAGGCAAACCUGGAAAUUAUACACCGAUGAAUCCUCUAGUGGAAAAGGAUCCGGCGCGGGCCUCAUGUUAAUAAGCCCAGAUGAAAUAAGGCUAAUGUACGCCAUGCGGUUUGACUUUGAGUGCUCCAACAAUGAAGCAGAAUAUGAAGCGCUACUCACGGGUUUGAGAAUGGCCCAAUCCAUGGGAGCAACAAGGGUCGAUGUAUACGUUGACUCUUUGCUAGUCAAUAAUCAGGUGAAUGAAACCUAUGAAGCCAAAGAUGAAACGGUGGCAAAAUAUUUAGCUAAGACCAAAGAACUCAUAGCUUCCUUCAACAGCGUUACACUUAAUCACGUUCAUCGAGGAAAAAACCAAAUAGCUGACGCCCUGAGCAAGCUCGCCACCUCUGUUAUGGAAAAGGAAGUAAAGAUAAAAACAUUACAACUGCCCUCCAUAGAACCCCGGGAAGUGUCCGCCAUCACCGCGGAAGAACCCUGUUGGUACACUCCAAUCCUGAAGUUCCUCACAAAGGGGAAUUUACCCCCUGCCCGAGCUGAAGCUCAAAAGAUACACACCAAGGCGUUGCAAUACGAAGUAAACAACGGCGUCCUAUACAGGAAGUCAUAA
Helianthus annuus (common sunflower) is the source of this 1284-nucleotide messenger RNA. RefSeq lists its product as uncharacterized. The transcript has 3 exons. NCBI's taxonomy places the organism in Eukaryota, Viridiplantae, Streptophyta, Magnoliopsida, Asterales, Asteraceae. Gene Ontology annotation, molecular function: nucleic acid binding; RNA-DNA hybrid ribonuclease activity. The coding region runs from base 1 to 1284 and encodes 427 amino acids. The record is from RefSeq and is a predicted model, not a curated record.